Megachile rotundata (alfalfa leafcutting bee) is the source of this 2000-nucleotide messenger RNA. RefSeq names its product Acetyl-CoA acetyltransferase 2 (gene Acat2). NCBI's taxonomy places the organism in Eukaryota, Metazoa, Arthropoda, Insecta, Hymenoptera, Megachilidae. Gene Ontology annotation, molecular function: acyltransferase activity, transferring groups other than amino-acyl groups. The record is from RefSeq and is a predicted model, not a curated record.
GAAUCCCCCGAAUUAUUUCUUGGAUGAUAUAAAAUUUUAACGAAAUUUUAUGUAUCUUUGAUGUUUAAUCGUUUCAUCGACGUGUCCUACAUUUUUAUCUGAUUUGUAAUAUCGUUAUGUAUGAACAUAAUUUAUACGCGUUUUUUUUUGUAUCUGUAGCCGAUGGGGAUUUUUUUUAAUGUUUUUAAAAUAAAUAAAAUUUGUACUAAAAAGACUUUUAAGAGUUGUACCAGGAACUAUCUACAAAAGAAUGCGCCUACAUUUUCUUUGACAUACUUUCAUUAAGCCGUUACUGGUGUACGUCCCCAACAGUUUAACCACUUUAACUACUUAUUUCCGUUAUACUCGUUCGUGGCGGCAGUCUUCGUUCAGAUUUUGUCAAGUUUAGACGUAAUUUUAAAGAAGUUAACAACAUGGGUAGUGACGAUGUUGUGAUUGUAUCGGCUGUCCGGACUCCCAUAGGAUCAUUUUGUGGAUCCUUAUCAUCGCUGAAAGCAUCAGAUUUGGGCAGUGUUGUUAUUAAAGAAAGUCUUGCAAGGAUCAAUGUUCAAGCCUCAGAUGUUUCUGAAGUUAUAUUUGGACAAGUAUUAACUGCGGGUCAUGGACAAAAUCCAGCAAGGCAGGCAGCUAUGAAAGCAGGCAUUCCUAUAACUGUACCUGCAUAUGUCCUGAAUAUGUUAUGUGGUUCUGGAUUAAGAUUAUUUUUUAUAAAAUGCAUGUGUUUUAGAGCAAUUAUAAGUGGUUAUAUGUCCAUAAAAGCUGGAGAAAGUCAAAUUGUUGUGGCUGGUGGUCAAGAAAGCAUGAGUCAGGCAACACAUGCAAUGCAUCUUAGAAAUGGUGUACGAUUAGGAGACGGUACUUUAGUAGAUACUUUACUACAUGAUGGAUUAACAGAUGCAUUUCAUGGAAUUCAUAUGGGAAUAACAGCUGAAAAUCUUUCUAAGGAUUAUAAUAUAAGUAGAGAAGCUCAAGAUCAAUAUGCAAUGACAUCUCAGAAAAGAACAGAAACUGCAAUUAAUAAAGGCCUCUUUGAUAAAGAAAUUGUUCCUGUAACAGUACUUACUAAGAAAGAAACAACCAUAGUGGACAAAGAUGAGUUUCCUAAGUUAGGAAUAACCAUUGAAAGUCUUCAAAAAUUUAGACCAAACUUUUUGAAAACUGAUGGUACUGUUACUGCUGGUAAUUCUUCAGGUAUAAAUGAUGGAGCAGCUGCAGUGGUUCUCAUGUCUGCAGAAGUUGCAGCUCAAAGAGGACUUUCUCCAUUAGGUAAAAUUGUUGCUGUAGCCCAAGCUGGAGUAGAACCAAGGAUUAUGGGUAUAGGUCCUGUUCCAGCAGUUGAGUUAGUGUUGAAAAAAGCAAACUGGACUAAAGAUGAAGUGGACUUAUAUGAACUAAAUGAAGCAUUUGCAGCACAAGCAAUAGCAUGUGUUGAUUCUCUUGGCUUAGAUAGAAGUAAAGUUAAUGUAAAUGGAGGGGCUAUUGCAUUGGGUCAUCCUAUUGGUGCAUCUGGUGCCAGAGUAUUAGUAACAUUAUUAUACGCUUUGGAACAAACUGGUGGAAAUAAAGGUGUUGCUUCCUUGUGUAUUGGUGGUGGAAUGGGAAUAGCAAUUGCUGUUCAAAGAAAAUAGCAAAUAAUUGAUCUAGUUAAAUUUGCUUAUUUUGUAGGAACAGAAUUUUGUUGGCAUUUAUGCAUAGUUAUUUUAUGACAUGACGGUAUGUGAAUAAAUCACAUAUUAUUAUUGUUAUUUUUAUCAAGUAUUUGUUAAAGUAUUAAAUGACUUUAUACUACUAUAAUAAAGAGUAGCUAAUAUUAUAAGAAGUAGAAUGUGUAAAAAGCAUAACUGUAUGUCGAAAACAUACAUUUAUACUACCAUUUUUCUUAACUAAGUUAGAAUAGCCAAGUGCUAAUACCAGUAUGCGCAAGUAAAAUCAUUUUAUUUGCUUUUAUGAAAUAGUACAUUUUUAAUAAUAUAUUUGCCAACUAUAUUUAAAAUUUGUAC